Messenger RNA from Naegleria fowleri, 2994 nucleotides. RefSeq lists its product as uncharacterized. Gene Ontology annotation, cellular component: cytoplasm. The transcript has 4 exons. Gene Ontology annotation, molecular function: ATP binding; DNA binding; hydrolase activity. Lineage: Eukaryota; Heterolobosea; Eutetramitea; Acrasida; Naegleriidae. Bases 1 to 2994 code for a protein of 997 amino acids. The record is from RefSeq and is a predicted model, not a curated record.
AUGUUCAUUUCAGAGACAGCACACAACACUGAUAACAUUCCAUUGAGCCAAUUUUCUGCGGACAUGCAACAACAGCAACAGAAGACUCAUCAUCCACCUUCAUUCAACAAUGCUUUGGGGUUCAAGUUGUUGAAUAGUGCUGGUUAUGCUUGGAAUUCUCAUGAAUAUAGCUCCUCGUCGGAGUUGUACAACAAGUGCCAAGUCAUUGAUCAUCAUAUACAAGUAGAUGCCCAGAAACGGAGGAUAUUGAAAGCACCCGUUGUUAGAGACAAGCGGUGUGUUUAUAAUUCCAUGAUGAAUAUUGAAAAAAUUGCAAAAGCCAACAAUUUCGAUACCGAGCAAGAAUUCAUUAAUGUAUAUAAAAACAAUGAGAAUGUUGUAGAUUAUAUGGAAGAUGAUUCUAAUGAAGUAAAUUCAUUAACAAAUAAUGCGAUGAUGGAUGAUGAUCGACAGAGUGAAACAUCUUUGUCACACAAUGGAGAUGAAUUACUUUCUCAAGCUAGAGGUUAUCAACGGGAAUUAGUAGAACAUUGCAAAAAAGAAAAUACAAUUAUUGUAGCUCCUACAGGGGCAGGCAAAACAUUCAUUGCUGCUCUUUUGAUAAGAGACACACUCGAUGAAAAUCCAGAAAAGAAGAUCCUUUUUCUUGUAAAUCAAAUUUCCCUCGUGGAUCAACAAGCUUCUGCAUUCAAAGAAUUUAAUAUUCCACGAGUGGGUGCCUUUCAUAGCGAUAAAAAAGGACUUAAAAAUUGGACAGAAGAUUCAGAAUAUCAUGAUGUCAUUGUUUGUACAGUUCAAAUACUUCUUAAUUCCAUGAAGAAAAACGCAGAAAAAAUAUUGGAUGAUGUUCAAUUAAUAAUAUUUGACGAAUGUCACCAUGCGCAUUCCAACCAUCCAUUUAAGGUACUAAUGAGAGAUUUUUAUAAACCUCGAAAGAUGUGUGGAUUACCAGCUCCAAGAAUUGUGGGACUAAGCGCUUCUCCUGCUGCAAAAAACACAGUGGGUGAAACAAUUUUAAAAAUUUUACAACUUUGUCAUGAUUUGGAUUGUACAGUGAGACGGGUAGAAAAAAACGAAGAAGAAUUGAACAAGUAUGUGUAUAUACCUCCCAUUCAAAUGAAGAGUGUCGAUAUGGAUCCUCAUUCAGAGAGACUUAAAUCGUAUAUUUAUAAUGCCAUUAGACGAGUGAAAAUGCUUCUUCUUGAAAAAUGUGGCAAGAAUUUACAUGGAGAUAUUGACAUCAACGAUGAAAAGUUUGGCACUGAUGAAGCCGAUGCUUGGAUUAACAAACGCUCACAUACACCAACUAACGAAUGGUUGAACGAUACUGAAUGUGAUAAUCGACAUUUAACAGACUUUUUACAAACCAGAGAUAGAACUAAGCCUCUGAUUGUUCUAUUAUGCCAAACUUUGUCUAUCCUUAAUGAAUGUCUGAUGAUUAAUGAUCAUCGAUCUCCAUAUGACGCGUGGGAACAAUUGAAAAAGUUCUUGAACUCUUUAGAAAAUAAGGAAAUUCUCUACUUAUUGUCUAAAAGUGGAGUAUCAUUCUCCAUGUAUGAGCAUGAGAAUUCAAUUGGGAAGAUUCCUAAAAACUGUAAUAAGAGAUUCGAACUGGCAAGAUUAUUAUCAGAAUACAAAUCCAAAGCACAAGAUAUGAGAGCAUUAAUUUUUGUAAAAACCAGAUUAAGUUGCAAAGAAACGAAAGAAUUUUUAGAGUCUCGUCCAGAACUUCGUGAUUUCCUGAAACUCGACAUUCUUCUGGGCCACGGCAAAGGCGCUUCUACAGGAGGAAUGACUUCAAGUCAGCAACAAACCGUAUUGACAAACUUUAGAAAUGGAGUUAUCAAUACUCUCAUUUCCACAAGUGUAGCUGAGGAAGGUAUUGAUAUUCCCGCAUGCAGUUUAGUUGUAAGAUUAGAUGGAGUUGACAGCGCCUUAAACCUCAUUCAGUCGAGAGGAAGAGCUAGAUCUCGAAACAGCGAGUUUUACUGUAUACUUCACACGAACUCUGGGCAGAAAUCAGUUGAGCGAUACCAAAUGCAAGAAAGAAAAAUGAUUGCUGCUGUUGAUUUAUUGAUGAAAGCAGAGAGCAUACAUCCUGAUAUUUAUAUGAGGAGUAUCAAUCUUAAGGAGUCGACUGGCUUAAGGCACAUGGUACUUGGUCAUAUUUUCGAGUAUUUGUGGUUUAAUUCUGAGAAAAUUGCCAAAGACGAAACUGUGCAAUGCCUCUAUCACUAUACGGAGAAAACUAUAACACAGUCGACAGUAGUAUCCACCACGUGUGAAAAAUUGUUUGGAGAAAAACCAAUCAUGCAGGUCAUAAAAACUGGUUCAAGUUUUAUUGCGAGAAUAAUUAUCAAAAUUAGUAAUAAUGACAGAUCAUGUUAUAGGAAUGGGUAUCAGGCUGCCAGGUAUUUUGUCCUUACUUGUUCUAAGGAUUUUAAAACCAAAAGGGAUGCAAAGAAUGCUGCUUCUCUUGAAGCACUGCAAAAGUUUAUGGACAAAGAUCUCGUUGUCUUUCCCCCUAGCACUUGGACAGAAAUUUACAAAGAGAAUACCAAAGACCCGAUCGAAAUCGAUCAUGGAGUGAAUUCUGAGCUGAAAGAAAUCAUCAUGCCAAUUCAAGAGAUUGAUCUCAAACGAAAGCAAACGACCACCAAAGUGACAGAUCCAAAAAUCUUCAAAGAAAAGAUUACACUCGAAACAGCCAUUACCUGUCUCUUUCAUCACUGCAAGAUUAAUUUUGGUCAAAAUCCAGAGUUUAAAGAUUUUAUUUUGUCGAAGAGAGUUAAUAAUUCAAACCAAUUCUAUUACACGUGCAGUGUAGUCAGUGACAAAGUAUCAGCAGUGAGAGGAGAUGCAUUUCCUAAAAAAAAGGAUGCCAAAAAGGAUGCUGCUUUUAAGAUGUGUCAUGCAAUUUUUAAUGCCUAUCAUUACUUUGACAUGGCCAAACACGCGUACACAAAAAAUUAUAGAAACCAAAAGUCCGAAUGA